This is a messenger RNA of Penicillium malachiteum, 1023 nucleotides long. Its product is annotated as aromatic alcohol reductase. NCBI's taxonomy places the organism in Eukaryota, Fungi, Ascomycota, Eurotiomycetes, Eurotiales, Aspergillaceae. Bases 1 to 1023 code for a protein of 340 amino acids. The record is from RefSeq and is a predicted model, not a curated record. Gene Ontology annotation, molecular function: oxidoreductase activity. The transcript has 2 exons.
AUGGCUCGCGCUUAUGCCAAAGACCAGCCCCAGGGCUUCACCAACCGCAUUGAGAGAAUUGCCUUCGUCGGGGCUGGCGGACAAGUCGGGAAAUACCUCAUCGAUCCCUUACUCAAGACAGGAAAGCAUGUCGUGACGGCUAUCACUCGCCCUGAGAGUACAAUCAAACUGCCAGAAGGCCUCAAGGUUGUCCGUGUGGACUAUCACAGUGAUGAUGAUUCUACUCUGGUGGAGGUCCUUCGUGGCCAGCAAGCACUGAUCAUCACCAUGUCACUGAGGGCUCCACCCGACACUAUCAGCAAGCUCAUUAAUGCAGCUGCCAGAGCAGGCGUGUCCUAUGUUCUUCCCAACUGGUUCGGAAUCGACAGUGAAAACGCCGCACUGUGUGAUGGCGUUUCCCUGUCCCCUGUCCGCGAGAAACUACGCGCUCAAUUCAAGAACUUCGAGCACACUUCGUCCAUCUUCAUCAUCUGUAGCUUCUGGUACGAGUUCAGUCUUGGUGGAGGAACUAGCCGCUACGGAUUUGAUUUCAAAGACCGCUCCUUUACUCAAUUUGAUGAGGGCAAUGUGAGGAUUACAACGACCACUUGGCCGCAGUGUGGUCGAGCUAUCGCCAGUCUGUUCAGCUUGAAGGAUCUCCCCGAUGAUCCCACUGACAAAUCUCCAACCGUCUCGCAGUUUGCGAAUGGCUCGGUUUAUAUCUCCAGCUUUCAGGUUAAUCAGCAUGACAUGUUUGCCAGUGUUAAGCGUGUCACUGGUACCACUGAUGAAGAUUGGACCAUCAGUAGAGAAUCUGCUGAGGAGCGCUGGAAUGAAGGUCAUGAUGCAGUUCAGCAGGGGAACUAUGCGCUGUUCCCAAAAAUGCUUUACAGUCGCAUGUUCUUUCCUAAUGGUGAUGGAGCGGAAUUGACAAGUCAACUUCAUAAUGAUAUUCUGGGUCUUCCCAAGGAGAAUUUGGAUGAAUAUACGGCUAUCGCUGUUCGGAUGGGAGUAAAUGGUGAAUUGACCGGCCAGACUCAUUGA